AUGUAUGCGCACAAUUCGGAAGAGAUCGCGGUACAUAAUACACAUGUUGAUUGUUGGGUCUCGUAUAAUGGUGGAGUAUAUGAUUUGACUGAUCUUUGUAAAAUUUGGGCUGAGAGAAAAGAAAUCCAGCCAAUAUUGGCUCACGCUGGUAAGGAUAUAAGUCACUGGUUUGAUCAUGAGAAAAAUGAUAUAAAAUAUUACGUACAUCCCGUUACUGGAGUCAAAGUGCCUUAUUGUCCCCAUGGACCGAUACCGGAUGUAGUACCUCACGUGGUACCUACGACUACUUGGCGGCCAUUUUACAAAUGUCCUUGGUGGCUCGAUGGAAAGUAUCGAAAGGGAUACUUAACCAAAAACGCACGACCAUGUAGAAUUUUAAACGUGCUCACUGGAACGCAAUUUGUUAUAAUGGUUUGUGAAGAAGAUUCCAUCAAACGUAUUCAAAAGCGCAGCCUUAUUUACAAUGCAAACGGAAAGUCUUAUACAUGGAAAUUCGAAGGAAAAAAUUUGAAUCUUGAUUUGACCUUAACAGAAAAUGGCAUUCCAGACGAACGUGAUCGUUUUGUUGCUUGUAGACUUCCUGAAGAUUACUAUAUUCCAUGUCUUAUGUGUUAUUACAAUGACGAAUGUUCUUGUGGCAUAGAAUAA
Colletes gigas is the source of this 648-nucleotide messenger RNA. RefSeq names its product cytochrome b5 domain-containing protein 1. The record is from RefSeq and is a predicted model, not a curated record. The transcript has 3 exons. Bases 1 to 648 code for a protein of 215 amino acids. Lineage: Eukaryota; Metazoa; Arthropoda; Insecta; Hymenoptera; Colletidae.